Molecule: messenger RNA, 2063 nt
Organism: Phalaenopsis equestris
Lineage: Eukaryota; Viridiplantae; Streptophyta; Magnoliopsida; Asparagales; Orchidaceae
Product: pentatricopeptide repeat-containing protein At1g50270-like
Exons: 5
Coding region: 1-1533 (510 amino acids)
Biological process (GO): RNA modification
Molecular function (GO): RNA binding; protein binding
Source: RefSeq, a predicted model, not a curated record
AUGUCACUGCUGGCAAUGAUGUCCAUCUCUAGUAAUUGCAUCCCUUUAGAUAUGCUAGGCUACCUUCCAUGGGUGGAAGAGACCAGUUCAGCCAUCUUGACAGAUGAGUUCGGUUCAACUACUUCAAUAGAUAAGAAAAAGUCCUCCCACUCUACAACCAGAUGCUCCGCUCCCCUUCCCACCACGAUCAUUUCACCUACACCUUCGCCCUCAAAGCUUGCACCUUUCUCCCCUCCUCCCUCAUCCCAAAAGGCCGCGAGGUCCACGCCAGCGCUCUUAAAUCCGGUCACCACUCCGACCUCUUCGUCCAGAACUCCCUCCUCGCAUUCUACUCAGCCUCCUUCGACGCCGAAGCCUUCCGCAAAGUCUUCUCCGAGAUCAUCGCACCGGACGUCGUCUCUUGGCAAUCCCUCAUUCACGAGAAAUGGAUGCCCAGGUGAGGCCCUCCUCGCCUUUGCUUCUAUGGACGUCGAGCCAAAUGAAAUGACGCUUGUGAGCGCUCUUUCGGCGUGUUCCCGGCUUAAAGAUGGCAACUUGGGGAAGAUCCUGCAUGGGAUUUGCGUCAGAAGGUUUGGCGGACAUGGAGGUAAUGUUAUUCUGGACAAUGUUUUGUUGGAUGUCUGUAUUGUCUGUGGCGCCUUCACCGACGCAGCUCAGUUGUUCGACAUAAUGCCUCAUAGAGAUGUUGCGUCGGCAACCACCAUGAUUUGUGGCUUUGUUCGGUAUGAAAGAUAUGAGGAAGCCAUAGCUCUGUUUGGAGAAUCAGUAAGGGAUGGAGAAAUAGUGCCUAAUGAAAUCACUGUGGCUUCUGUCUUGGGAGCUUGUGCUUCUGCAGGGAUUUUAAGUUUAGGAAAAUGGGUGCACUGUUACUUGCUCAGGACUGGCAUUGAUGUUGAUGGUAUCGUAGGUAAUACUCUCAUUCACAUGUACUCGAAGUGUGGCGCCAUAGGAGCUGCUCUUCGGAUCUUUGGCCGACUUCAAUGCCGGGAUUUGGUGUCUUGGUGCACAAUUAUGAAUGGAAUGGCUAUAAAUGGAAUGCCCAAGCAUUCCAUACAAUUGUUUUCUUUGAUGUUGUGCUACGGUGUUCGACCAGACAACGUAGCUUUUCUUGCAGUGAUGUCUGCUUGUUGCCACGCCGGCUUGCUCGAAGAUUGCUUGAUGUUCUUCGUCUCAAUGUAUGAUAUUUAUGGUAUUCUUCCGGAAAAAGAGCACUAUACGUGCGUGAUUGAUACAUAUGGUCGAGCUGCUCGUUUAAGGGAAGCAGAGGAUUUUUUUGUUUGUAUGCCAAUGAAGCCGGACAAAUGUGCGUGGGGAGCUCUAUUGAGUGCUUGCGGCACUAAUGAGGUCGCGUAUGAGCGGAUUCAAAAGAGAGUUUUUCAUCUUGGAAUGACUUUAGGUGGAGGAACUUAUGCGCUUUUAUCGAAUAUGUUUGCUAAGGCUGAGAAAUGGGAUGAGUCUAACAAUGUUAGGAAACAAUUGGAUGCGAAGAAGGUUCGUAAGCCGGUUGGCUAUAGUUGGAUGGAAGUAGCCUGAUCGAGGAAGUUUGAUUUUUUUCAAUGUUGAAAAGUGGAAUAUCUAGUUAGUAGAGCUUUUAUUGUAAUGCUCAUUUCUGCAAAAAAAAAAAAUUUUGAUUGGUAAGUGCACUGAAUUGUAUAGAUGAAAUAAAACUAUUCGAAGCUCCAAAGGACUGGCAAAGAAAGAUAGAUUCCAAGCUUUGAAACUGGGAAGAUGAGGAGCAAUAUGGAAGAAACUGAGGUGAUGAACAUUGAAUUUUACCUGGUUGUUGCGGUUUGAAGCAUCAGUCUCCAAAAAUGUUACUUUCAAAUGAACAUUAUUAAGAUCCUGAAAUAUCAUCUUCAAAACAGGAAAAUCAGGAGCUGUAUGACAGAAACUGUGAAUUAUUCCUUGCAGCUUGAAGGUGCUGUCUUUAAAAAGAGAAGGCUAAAACGAAGAAAUAAAAGCCGCGAGCGAAGGAGAAAGAGGACAGAGAGAAACGUCGGAUAUAUUUCUUCGCCAUCGUCUUCCUCUAUGCUGGACCUGUUCUUCGCGGCGGCGCUUUCCGC